Arachis stenosperma is the source of this 1671-nucleotide messenger RNA. RefSeq lists its product as uncharacterized. Bases 1 to 1671 code for a protein of 556 amino acids. The record is from RefSeq and is a predicted model, not a curated record. The transcript is spliced from 3 exons. Lineage: Eukaryota; Viridiplantae; Streptophyta; Magnoliopsida; Fabales; Fabaceae.
AUGGCUAGUGAGGAGAGUUUUAUUGUUUUGGUUCACCACAGAGGAUCCAUUAAGAGAAAAACUCGUUCCGGCGUGAAGUUCACAAAUAAGGAUCCUCUCUGUAUUGUCAUGACUCCUACGACGAGCUAUGAUGACCUUGUUAGAUCUAUACUGAUGAAACUUAGUCUGGAAGGUGCGAAGCGAGUUAAGAAGUUUUUCUAUCGCAUUCCAAUCACGGUCCUCCAGGAUACCGUGAAGUAUGAUUGUUUCACGAUUGGUAGUGACGAGGACUUGCAAAUCAUGUUUCUUUGUCGGCGGCAGUUUCUCGAGGUGAGGACACCAGAAUUGUUGGCAAAGCUGGUUGAUGUGGUAUCCAGCUCAGGGGGUUCGAACCGGAAUACCACCACUUUAGCCACGGCAGCCGGUUCUAGUUCCAGGCCUGCCGUUGCUUCUUCCUCCGUCCCUAUGUACGAGCCAGUGGUCCAAGCUGUCGCCUCCCCGUCUUUUGCUGUUGAUCGCAAUGCUUGCGGCGCUGCACCGGUUGGGGUUGGAGACGGAUUGUUGGGUGAUGCAGAGGACGAUGACGUCGAGCCGGAUAUGAUUGAUGCGACAGCGGCGAUGAUGUUGGAGCGAUUUCGGGAUAAAGAUGAGGCCCUGUUAAGUGUGAAGACUUACAGCAUCCGGCGAGGGGUACAGUACAAGGUAGUGGAGUCUGAUUAUCGCCGGUAUGUGGGCAAGUGUUCUGAGUUUAGGAAUGGGUGCACAUGGUUGAUUCGAUUAAGUCUCCGGCAGCGCAAAGGGAUUUGGGAGGUCAAAUGGUACAAUGGACCUCACACUUGUCUUGCCACCUCCAUCUCGAGUGACCACAGGAGUUUGGAUUAUCACGUGAUAUCGGCGUUCAUUAUGCCAAUGGUUAGGGCUGAUGCAUCCGUUAGCAUCAAGGUGCUCCUGAAUGCCACGGUAGCACACUUUGGGUUUAGGCCGACGUACAGGAGGGUCUGGUUGGCGAAGCAGAAGGCUAUUGGCCUCAUAUACGGUGACUGGGAUGAGUCAUACAACAAGCUGCCCAGAUGGGUGUUGGGAGUUCAGUUGACGAUGCCUGGUACGGUUGCAGUCCUAAGGAUGAGCCCCGUUCGAGUUGGAGGACAGGUAGACGAGUCUCAAGCUUAUUUUCAUAGACUUUUCUGGACGUUUCCACCGUGCAUCGAGGCAUUCCGUCAUUGCAAGCCGCUAGUCAGCACUGAUGGCACCCAUCUGUAUGGCAAGUACGGGGGAACGUUGCUCAUCGCAGUUGCACAGGACGGGAACUCGAACAUUCUACCUGUUGCAUUCGCACUAGUAGAGGGUGAGAAUGCUGAGUCUUGGACAUUCUUUCUCUCCCACCUUCGUCAGCACGUGACACCACAGCCGGGUCUGCUGGUUAUAUCGGACAGGCAUAACAGCAUCAAGGCUGCGCUUGAGGCUCCUGACGGAGGUUGGUUACCUCCAUCUGCAUACCGUGCAUUUUGCAUUCGACACGUAGCUGCUAAUUUUGCCCUUACCUUCAAGGGCAAAGACGCACGGAGGCUUCUUGUGAAUACUGGUUUGAAAUUCUGCGGUCUGAAGACCCGGCGAUGUGUGAGUGGGCGAACCGGAUUGAUUAAUCCUUGUGGACUCAACAUCGUGAUGAGGGGCGGAGAUUCGGUCACAUGA